GCUCAAAAUUUUUGGACGUAAUAAUAGGUAUAUACAUGAAGUAUUGGGGUAAGUUCGAAAAACUCAAAAUGGCGGCCGUUUCGAAGGAGGAAUAUUUAAAACGUUACUUGUCAAACGCGGAUUCUGGCGAGAAAAAGAAACGAAAAAAGAAGGUAAAAACUGGAAUAAAAACUGGCAUGUCUUGUAUUAUUGACGAUGAUGUAAAUUUAAGCGAUAUUAAAGUGAAGCGGGACUCUGAGGUCGCUGAAAGUCUGCUAGAAUUGGCCGACGAAACUCCACUCAUAUUCAACGAAACGGGGACAACCGUUUUGUCAAAAGAUUUGGAGAGUAUUAAAAGGAAAGAAGAUGAGAAAAACGCCAUGUGGGCACCGCUUGGACACUUUCAGGAAGAAAUCUCUACGGACCUGUCUCCUGUGAGAAGCAAAGUAAGGAUAAGCCGUCAUGACAGUCUGUCACCAGAAAGGGGUAGCAUAAAUGAAAAGUUAACUACAUCUAGUAAAAUUGAAAAACAAGUAAAUUCUACAAAAGUAUAUCGGCAAAGGCACACUUUGGAGGAUUUGUCACCUAGGCAACGGACAAGAUACGAUUCCUCACCAGACCAAUCGCCACCCAGACAAAAGACAAAGAAAUUGCAAUCAAAAGCUACUCGAUAUGAUUCACCCAACUUGUCACCCGAAAUACAGAGGACACGUCCUCCUACGGACCAAUCGCCACCCAGAAGAACUAGACAUGAUUCCUCAUCAGAUCAAUCGUCACCUAGGAAUCGACAAAAUUUUAGCAAAAUGGUCUCCAAAGCAUCUAGGAAUAAUUCGGCAAAUGUGCUGUCAGUCCGAAACAAUAGGAAUGCAAGGUCAAGGUCACCAGUAGACCAAUCACCACCAAGACGAACUAGACAUGAUUCGUCGCCCGAUCAAUCGCCGCCAAGAAAUAGACGUCCACCGGUAAAUCAACCAAGAAUGACUCGUCAUGAGUCUCCCGAUAUGUCACCACCUCGAAGAAUGGGGAAUAAUAGACCAGCAUCACUAGACCAAUCGCCACGACGACGAAACAGACGCAACUCAUCAUCUGAUCAAUCGCCUCCAAGGAAUACCAGACCAUCUGCAAAUCUAGCGAAACGGACCAGACACGAUUCGCCAGAUUUGUCACCUCCUCGGAGAAAGGCGAAUAACAGAUCGGUAUUGUCAGAUCAGUUGCCGCCAAGAAAACAAAGAACAGUAGAUAAUAAAAAUCAAAUUUCAAACAGAAGGAGACGUGAUUCUCCAGAUCUUUCUCCGCCUCGUAAUACUAGGGGGUCAUCCCCAGAUCAGUCCCCACCUAGGAAGCAGGGUGGCCAAAGUGGUAAAAGAUCUUUUAAAGGUGGAAGGGAUGAUGGUCAUUCUUCAGAUCAGUCACCACCAAGGAAACAAAAGAAUUCAGGUAGUAUUCGUUAGGCCUAAAAAAAUACCAGUGGUUCCGAUUUCAUAUCGUGAAAAAAUUAGGGUCAGUAGGUCGGAAUUUUUUUUUUUUUUUAAAUAUUUUUUUCAUGGUUUUUGCUGGGCGAUUUGCAAUAGAGUCCCGACAUCAAUACUAACUGGAGAUGCGUAUUUUCUAUGGACAAAUUUAGGUAAUUUGGUUCAAUAAUUAGUGUGACAACAGACACCAUUUUGGCACGCUGUAUGAGCAGCCCACAACCCGGAGAAAAUAGGGUUGCACAGUCAACUGUUUUGAAAAAAUAAUGGGGUCAGCAAAAAUGAUGGUUCCGGAACCACAGGUAUUUUUUUAGGCCUUGCCAGAAGGCUUAACAUGAUCAUUUUAUGUCAAGACAGCAUCUUUUUAAUUUAAAACCUAUAAAAUUGUAUAGAUCAAUGGAUCAAGAAGAAAAAGUCUUUGUUACUAAUUUAAAAGUUGCUGGCUAGCACUGUGAAAAUGCCGGUGACAGCCAGAAACCAGCUGCUAUUUCAAACCCUGAAGCUAUUAUUUCAAACCCUGAAGCUGCUAUUUCAAAGAUCUGGGGGUGUAUAUCUAUCCCAUUUUCUUUUUUUGACAUUCAGAGCGUAAAGCAGGUCUACAUUCGGGGGUAGAACUGAGGCAAGAAAAUGAACGAACGAGGCAGAGAGAAAAUGAAAUGUUCGCAAGAAUGAGCUCAAGUACGACGGGCAAAGGUGCGGGCACUGUGCAUCGUGAUAAAACUGGGAGGAAGAGAGAUUUCAAAGUGGAAGAAGCGAAGAAAAAAGAGGACGAAAGAAAGAAACAAGAAGAAAAUGAAACGUUCAUGGAAUGGGGGAAAGGGUAAGAUUACUUUUCUACCAGUGUGGAUUAUAACAAUUUUGCUUGGGCCUAUCAUAUAUGCAAUAUCGAGCAGUCACAGACAUUGUCCGACCCAUUUGUGAAAUUGUCUGACAUAGAGAGGAAUAAGCCAUUCUGUCAGACAUAAGUGAAACUAAGGUUUAUUGUUUGUCCAACCCGAAUGUAUUGGUGUCCGACCGAACUGUAGCUUUGAACAACAUUUAUCAAAAUGUACCCUAGCCAAGGGUUAUGUACCCCAUUGGCCAUUGUCUGAUGGCAAGUGAAAUUUAUUCAGGUAAACUAAUUUUCAUGUUCUGAGGGCAAGUGGUCAAAAAAGUUACGCCACCGAUUUCUACCAGGCAUUGCCAAUCUUUCAUCAGUUGCUUCUACUGUAUUAUUUUUAGGGUGCAACAAACUAAAUCAACGAAGCAGAAAGUUGACGAUGACCUGUAUGAAAUGAGUAAACCUUUAGCAAGAUAUAAGAAUGACGAGGAUCUUGACAAGAUGUUGAGAGAUAGAGAAAGAGCCGAAGAUCCCAUGUUGGCAUUUAUGCAGAAGCAGAAAGCAAAACAAGAUGUUAUAGCUGGCAAAAAAGGUAAUGUAAAAAUUGUACUGAUAAAUUAAGGGUGGCCAGUUUAGAACUGAUAGAGUUAUCCGAUAUAGAUCACACUAGUUCGAUUUAGGUUUUCUCCUGUAGUAACGCACCAGAUAUCUCAUCAAAGACGAAGUGAUGAAACAGUUUAGAACUGAUAGAGCUAUUCAGUAUAAGUAAAGUCAGUAUGGUUUAGCUUUCCUCUUGUAGUAUUAAGGGGCAGAUCUAGCCUCAUUUGUAAAGAGGGGUGCAGAUUUUUUCAUUUUCCAUCGGGUGAUGCAUGAGGGAGCCUUAUUUGCCCACUCUCCUCUGCAGUCUGCAACGCUACUAUCCCGGAACAUUACCAUUAUUUGAGAUGGCCGAAUCUGCAUGUUCUUCGACUUCGUUCUGUUACAGAUUUUGUUUAAUAUAUAUAAUUAUCUUUUUAUCACAUUUGCGUGACUGGACAGUUUCUGUGCAUAGCACAGUAAAAUAUGGCUGUAUAACAACCUCGACAUGUUUACAUAUUUAACCAUGAUAUUUAACUAAAGCAUUCUGAGUAUUUUCUCGUGAGCUCACAAAUCAAUUAAAUCGUUUCAAGAAAUCGAGUAAUCGACACGCGCUAUAAAACAGCUGAAGUUCCACUAAUCGACUAUCGUUAUUCGAAAAUCAGAAAAUGUAUGGCAGAUUUUCUUAGGGUGGUGCUGGACUUCUCCAGGGGGAUGCUAGGGUCUGAUACUGAUUGGGGGUACUAGGCGGUCUGAUCCAAUUUUCGAAAACUUUUGCGUAUGACUAAAUAAUGGAUGAGCCCUAGUAGAAGUCAACAAUAUUAAGCUUGAAAAUGCUGUCAGUAUUAAAUCAGUACAACUCACCAGUUAACAUAACGGAAUAUGCCUCGAACAUCGACUUCUCUCGCGAAGAAAUCAAAAACAGGCAUUGUGAUUUCAGGCUUUCCCAGUCCGACCACAACAACUACGCCACCCGAUUCAGCUGCCUGGGGACGCAAGAAAAAAAUUGCAAAAUACUUUAAACUGAAACUUUAAAGAAUAUGUUAUCAUUUGAUUCGUGUACUACCAUUUCAGCUUUUUAAACUGAAGAACAAAGCAAUUAUAAAUUACAUAUAUUGAAAGGCCUAUAAAAGUCUGCUACCAAAUAUCACAAUUCACAACUCACAAGGAUUGUAAUUGUCAUAUUAAAUAAUGACUAUUAAAUAAAACUUAAGCUAAAGUUAGCAAUAUAGCAAGCAAUAUAUGAUUCUGUACAAUGCAUGUCAAUGAAGCCACAACAUACACAUUUUAUACAAUCUCUUUUGUUCUAUGUAGGAUUCCUUACAGCUCUACUGAUAAAAAUUUAAACCAUUAGAAUUGAUAGUUAUAACUGUACAUUAAACAACAACGCUAAUCAACAUGAUUAAUUGAUUAUCUUAGAAAAAGUAUCGAAUGACAGUCAAAUGGCACAACUCGGGCCAACAAUCUAGUCCAUGUCGAUGAAAGCAGAUUUUCUUAGGGUGGUGCUGGACUUCUCUAGUGGGGGUACUUGACACCAAUAGGUGGGGGUGUGCACACUCUGCACCCCCAAGGUAGAUCCGCCCCUGGUAGUACUGGACCUCUAGGAGAACAGUUAGUAAUCAUAGAUAUAUCCUGUGUAAAUAAAGUUAGUUUAGUAUAUUGCCCAAUUUUUCGUUUGAAUUGAGUUUCUUGCCUUAUUCAUUGCUAGAAAAACCCAAGUACAGAGGACCCGCUCCCCCACCAAACAGAUUCAACAUUCCCCCCGGCUACCGCUGGGAUGGCGUGGACAGAUCAAAUGGAUUUGAAAAGAAACGGUUUUCUAUGCUGGCCAAUAAGGGAGCGACGAGAGAAGAGGCAUACAAAUGGAGUACAGAGGAUAUGUAGGUAGAUGAGGGGUAGAAGUUGUACAGUAUACAGUAGUUACAUAGAUGAGGGGUACCGUCGAAGGUAUAUACGAGUUUCGUACUACCAUCCGUAACGAGCCUGGUACCAGUUAACCAGUAAUAAAGUCGGGAAGCUGUCGUUAGUACUGGUUACUUGUGGGAUUCCGCUUCCCCAUAGGAAAGAACAUCUUAAAAUGACUUUAUUAUAUUGCUGUAAUAUUCUUUUGUAAUAAUCAUAAUUCAAUAUGUACAAACAUUCAACUUUUACGUGGGAAAAGACACUAUUUCUAUCUGUCCAUCCUUCGAUGCCAACGACGGUAGGAAUCGGAAAAUUAGAAUUUCAGCAUUGUCAAAGUGGAAACACAUCUACAAAUAUUUUACGGGGGGGUGAGCAUAGAGAUUAUAAAUAACACUAGAGGAGGCAUCGAGUUUAAAAAUUGGGAACGCAGCUAAUGGGGGGCAAAUUCAAGUCCCGGAUAUAAAAUCGUGUUCUCAUUGGCUGAUUUGAAACUCGUCACCAAUGGGAACACGAAUACACAUCCGGGACUUGAAUUUGCCCCCCAAUAGUCGCGUUCCCUUUUUUUUACUGAAUUAAGAUUACAAUGCCUCCUCUAGUGUUAUUUAUAAUCUCUAUGGGGGUGAGCAUUUGUGCUUCGAAGGGGGAGCUUUGACAGUGCUUCCAUUUUCAAGGAAAUUUCCUUUUCUAAGGAAAUUCUAGUGUCGAAAAGGAAAAUCUAAGGAAGAGAAAAAAUCUAAGGAAAUCUAAGGAAUUUUUCCGAACAACUUAAAUAUUCAUCCAAGUGCAUUAGUGCAGAAGAAAGUUUCACUAUUUCUUGAAUUUUGAGUGAAUCAUGAUCAAUUAUGUUUAAUUAAAAAUCUGUUUUUAACUUUUUCCUCGUG
Paramuricea clavata is the source of this 5627-nucleotide messenger RNA. The record is from the annotation of a GenBank genome assembly. NCBI's taxonomy places the organism in Eukaryota, Metazoa, Cnidaria, Anthozoa, Malacalcyonacea, Plexauridae.